CAAGUGGUCGUUUAAGUCUAUUUUAUUCUACGGAAUGGCCCUAUAAAGAUCAAAACAGCUGGAUAACAUCAUCAGAGCUGACUUUUCCAUGACGAAAGAAGCCGAUGAGAUUCAAGCAGCGCCAGAAAUUAAGAUUGAGAAGCAAGACGUCAGCUCCGGAUGUUUAUGUUAUAUUUUAAUCGAUGCUUAAGAGCCAGGACUGAUUUAAUAAAGUGGAUUACUGUGCUACUUCCUGUAGAAGCACUCGGAAAGGAAUGAAAGCCGAGCAGUUUCAUUUUCUAAGGGCAAAGCUGAUGACAUAAAACUGAAAUUAGACGGAUUUUAUUCUGCAAAACUACGUCACUUUUAAAUUUAGAAAUCAAAGGAAGGGAUUAGAGAUGGCUCCCUUUAUUUAAACUUUACAAAAUAAACAAAGUAGCAGGUUUGUGUUCGCAUUAUUUAUUGUCAGGCUAUAGCUAGUGAGGAGUGGACACCCAGCAGCAGCCAGCUGGAGGAAGGGCGCAGAUUUCGGAAAGGCUCAGUGGCAGAAAGCCUGACACUCAAACUGCCUGUAAACAUUACGCAGUAGGUGUGGUCUGGGUUUGACUAAAUACAAACCCAACCAGAAACCUUCUGUAUCUCUCUCUGGACACUCACUGCACAGAGCCAGAACGACUCCAAUAUUAUUACUUGUUGAACAGGCAUGAUGGUGAACUGCUGUGGUCUGCUUACUGCUAAUAAGGAACCAGUUCCUCUGAAGAGCAUUGAAGUGGAGCUGGAGGUGAGGGACCAUGUGGCUACACUGGUCUCCACUCUGCUCUACGAGAACAAGGAGGACAAACCACUGGAGGCUGUUUUUGUCUUCCCUCUGCCUGGAGAUGCUGCUGUCUGUCAUUUCAGUGCUAAGAUUGGACAAACACAGAUUGUAGCUGAGGUGAAGGAGAAACAGGAGGCUCAUGAGGAAUAUGAUGAUGCAUUGAGCUCCGGUCAGCAGGCCUUCCUAUUGGAGGAGAGUGAUCAGAGCCCAGAUAUAUUCUCUCUGAGUGUGGGCAGUCUGCCUCCAGGAGAGAGCGCCUCCAUCAGACUGGAGUACGUCACUGAGCUGGCUGUGCAGGCUGAUGACGGGCUGAGGUUUUGUCUGCCUGCUGUGCUCAACCCUCGCUACCAACCUCAGGGAAGUGAAAAUAGUGGAAGUAGUGAAGGUGGCAGCGUCCAGGUGACGUCUGUUCCAGCCUCUCUGGUGCCCUACAGUCUGUCUUUCUCUGCCCGGGUGUUUUCUCCUCGUCCAAUCUCUAAAGUAGAGUCUAAGUGUUCCCUGGACCCUCUCCAGUACCUCAACACAGAGCAAACUCAGGCCACAAUCAAGUUGGCUGCAGGACACAAGUUUGACAGGGAUGUUGAACUGUUGAUUUAUUACAAAGACGCCCACCAGCCCACUGCUGUGGUGGAGGCAGGACAGGCCUCUGCCAAGCCUGGCACUCUGAUGGGUGAUCCAGUGGUGAUGCUGAGCCUGUACCCUGAGUUCCCCCAGGCUGUGAUGUCUUCAGUCGCAUCACAUGGAGAGUUUGUGUUCUUGAUUGAUCGAUCUGGAAGUAUGGGUUGUUGUGUGGAUAACAGCAACCGGCAAGAGACUCGCAUUGGCAGUGCCAGGGAUACUCUACUGCUCCUGCUGAAGAGUUUACCAAUGGGCUGCUACUUCAAUAUCUACAGUUUUGGGUCCAGUUAUCAACAUACCUUCCCUAAGAGUGUGGAGUACAGUGAGAAGACCAUGAAAGAGGCUCUGAAGGAAGUUGAGAAGAUGGACGCUGAUCUGGGAGGAACAGAGAUCCUGGAGCCCCUUAAACAUAUUUACAGCCAGUCCUGCAUUCCCAGUCAACCAAGACAAGUGUUUGUCUUUACUGAUGGUGAGGUGGGGAACACCAAAGAAGUUAUAAAUCUGGUGAGGGACAACUCAGGCUCCCACAGGUGUUUCUCUUUUGGGAUCGGGGAAGGAGCCAGCUCUGCUCUUAUCAAUGGGUUGGCCAAGGAAGGAGGAGGUCACGCUCAGUUCAUCACAGGAACUGACAGGAUGCAACCAAAAGUGAUGCAGUCGCUACGAUUUGCUCUGCAGCCAGCUGUAGUGGACAUCUCAGUCACAUGGGAUUUACCAAAGGCAGUGUCUGUCACUGUCCUCUCUCCACCCAUCACAACAAUUUUCCAGGGUCAAAGGUCACUGGUUUAUGCUCAGCUCACUGGACAGAGUCCAGAGGCAGCAGAGGGCUGUGUGACGGUGAAGUACAGCCUGGCAGGUCAUCCAUCCCAGAACCAGCUCCGCUUCAGUCUCAAACCUGCAAAGGACACUGGACUAACAGUCCACAGGUUGGGUGCUCAGACUCUGAUUCGCUCCCUUGAGAUGGAAGAGAGAGAGCGCAGAGGACAGCAAGAUGGACGAGUGAAGCAGAAGGUGGUGGAGCUCAGUGUCCAAUCAGGAGUGAGCAGUUCCUUCACCGCCUUCAUUGCUGUCAAUAAAAGUGACAGCAAGGCGAUUCAAGGACCUCUGUUGCGCAGAAAUGUUCCAGCACCCAUGAUGAUGAUGAUGAGCUGUGGUAUGCCAGCAAGACUUCAGAGGUGUGCUGCUCCAACCAUGAAAAAUUGCAUGAUGUGGAGGGCCAUGCCACAGAGUUUGUCUACGCAGAGUUGUGAUGAUUAUGCUGCUCCAGUCAUGCGAAGUCGCAUGAUGGGGAGGGCCGUGUCACAGAGUUUGUCUACGCAGAGUUAUGAUUUUGCUGCCCCAGUCAUGGGAAGUCCAUUGACGGGCUGUAGUAGGUCAGCUGCUCCACCGAUGAGAAAAUCGUCGGUUGCUGCACCUCAGUCUCCCCGCAGCACAGCAUUAUUCUCCAGAAUGAAGCAGAAGCUAGGUGGCUGGAGGAAGAAAAAAAAAAUGUCUGAGAAGAAGUACCAGUUUGAGAGUUCUCUCUCCCACCGGCCUCCACACACUUAUGAUACUGGGUAUAACGAGGCUGCUGGAGAAAUCUAUUAUGAGACCCAACAAUUCCCCCUUGAGCAACCACUUGACGACAGCCGCGACUCUUGGACCAAGCAGCCUAGCAGAGACACUUUGCUGAAGUUGGUGUCUCUCCAGAAGGCAUGUGGCUGUUGGGAGCUUGAGCCAGCUUUGGCUGCUUCGCUGGGAAAGACCAGCAAGGAGGUGGAAAACCCAAAGCCUACAUUGGUGAGCAAGGAAGUGUGGGCCACCAUUCUGGCUCUGAUCUGGCUUCAUGGUUUUAAGUCAGAUGUUCGGGAUGAGUGGGAGCUUCUGGCUAUGAAGGCUGUGUCAUGGCUCCGUGCUAAGAACGCACCAUGUGUGACAGAGUGUGUGGAAGCUGGAAAUGCACUUUUGGACUGCAGCGUGCAGAAAGAUGCGCUGGGGCUCUGAGGUUUCCAUUAAAGCUACUUCUCCUUCAGGAUCCAUACAGAUCACAGAUUUACUCCAUUCUACAGCAUUUACUUCAUUAACAUUGCACAAUACUAUCUUCAUUGGUAGUUAUUAAAUCCUAUUCUUUUUUUUUUAUUUCAGUGUGGUGUUUUCCUGUAAAAAAUGUAACUUUUCAAAAAAAGUGCUCCAUAUUUAUUUGAACAUACAUACAUACAUGA
This is a messenger RNA of Thunnus maccoyii (southern bluefin tuna), 3612 nucleotides long. Its product is annotated as von Willebrand factor A domain-containing protein 5A-like. The coding region runs from base 683 to 3394 and encodes 903 amino acids. The record is from RefSeq and is a predicted model, not a curated record. NCBI's taxonomy places the organism in Eukaryota, Metazoa, Chordata, Actinopteri, Scombriformes, Scombridae. The transcript has 25 exons.